CCAAAUUUUCAGUGGCAAGUGGAAAAUAUGAUAUAGAAAGAAAAGAUAGAAAGGCCAAAAGUAAUUUAUUAGGGGCUGAUAGAGUAUAAUUAAUGAAAAAGGAAACAUUGCUCAUCCCGAGGCUCACUUGUCGUCGGCCAUUUCUCCCAUGCGCCUCCUCUAACAGACCUUUCCAGUGCAUCAACAGAAGCGAUGCCUCCAAAGAAGGAUAAAAAGCCUACUGCUGGCGGAAAGCCAGCAGCUGGGGCAAAGCCAGCUGCUGGGGCUAAACCAGCUGCUGGGGCUAAACCAGCAGCUGGAGCGAAGCCAGCUGGUGGUGCCACUGGUGGUUCAAAGCCAGCUGGUGGUGCCGCUGGUGGUUCAAAGCCAGCAGGUGGUGCCACUGGUGGUGCCAAAAAAGCUGCACCAAAAGCAUCAGGUGCUAAGCCUGCCACAGGAGCUAAGAGACCAGCAGGGGCUGGGGCUAAGGGACCUGCAGCCAAGAAGCCUGCAAAUGAUGGAGCAACUAAAAAGGCAGCACCCAAGAAAUCUGGAGCAAAGGGGCCAGCAGGAAAGGGACCAGCUGCAAAGCCUGGAGCCAAAGGAGCUGCUGGAAAGCCUGGAGCCAAAGGAGCUGUUGGAAAGCCUGGAGCCAAAGGAGCUCUUGCUAAGAAGCCAGGAGCAAAGGGAGUUGGAGCCAAGGGGGCUGUAGGCAAGAAACCUGGAGUAAAAGGGGCUGUUGCUGGUCGUCCCAAAGUUGGAGUUAAGAAAUUGACUGUUGCUGCCUCUAAGGACAGAAAAUUAAAGAAAGGUGGCAAAUUCUCCAAACCAGCUGUUAGGAAAGCUAUGAAAGUCUCGCUGAAGGUUGUCAAGGGAACGCAUGGAACACGUGUAAAGAAAAUCAGAACCUGUGUUCGUUUCCGUCGCCCCAAGACCCUGAGAAUUCAGCGUCGCCCCAAAUACCCUCGCCGCUCUGUACCCCGCAAGAGCAAGUUGGAUUCCUUUAACAUAAUCAAGUAUCCCCUGACCACUGAAUCAGCCAUGAAAAAGAUUGAAGAUAACAACACCCUGGUCUUCAUUGUUGAUCGUCUUGCGAACAAGUACCACAUCAAGAGUGCAGUCAAGAAGCUCUAUGAGAUUGAUGCUGCACGUGUGAACACACUCCACCGACCUGAUGGACUGAAGAAGGCAUACGUGAAGCUUGCACCCGACUAUGAUGCUCUUGAUGUUGCUAACAAGAUUGGUAUCAUCUAAACAUUGUGGUUAACAUUAAAGAAAAAAAAAGAC
Messenger RNA from Homarus americanus (American lobster), 1266 nucleotides. RefSeq names its product translation initiation factor IF-2-like (gene RpL23A). The record is from RefSeq and is a predicted model, not a curated record. The coding region runs from base 193 to 1233 and encodes 346 amino acids. Gene Ontology annotation, biological process: ribosomal large subunit assembly; translation. Gene Ontology annotation, cellular component: ribosome; cytosolic large ribosomal subunit. NCBI's taxonomy places the organism in Eukaryota, Metazoa, Arthropoda, Malacostraca, Decapoda, Nephropidae. The transcript is spliced from 5 exons. Gene Ontology annotation, molecular function: structural constituent of ribosome; rRNA binding.